UUCUCUUUCUCUCUCUCUCUCUCUUCUUCUUUUUUUUUUUUUAUUCACUCUCCUUUUUUUUAUUUUCAACAAUAACAACAACAACAAAAAAAGAUGGUUUCUUUAAAGACAUUCCUUACUAGUUCAGUGGCUCUCAUUGCCGCUUUUAUCACUGUUGAAGCUGCUGUUUCUCCUUCUUAUCCUUCACCUGGAACCAUUCAAACUGAGGGUCAAACUUACGAAAUCACAUGGACUUUUGAUGGAAAGAACCCUUCUACCACAUAUCAAAUUGAUUUCAUGACAGGUUCGAAUGAUGUGCAAACCGUCUUAUCUACUGUGGCUACUAAAGUCGAUCCAGCCCUCUUAAAAUAUACUUUUGUUGCACCUCAAGUUACACCUCAUUCUGCCGUUUACUUUUUCAUGUUCACUGGCUCUGAUAAGGUCUCUGCAUGGACUACUCGUUUCGCCAUUGUUGGUGCUGACGGUCAACUCGUUGCUGAAAAGGAAAAGGUUCAACCCAAUGGUGACAAGAUCCCUUGGGGUAUUGGUGCCCUUGCCACUGCUACUAGUGGUAAUACCACAGCCGCCUCCGCCUCCGCUUCUUCCAGUGCCAUUGCUACUCCUGCUGCUAAUAGCACUGAAACCGUCAUUCCUGCUGCCAAUGCUGCUGCUGCUGCUGCUGUCUCUUCUUCACCUGUCGUUGAAGAGGCUGCCAAUGCUUCUCCUGUUUCAUCUCCUGUACCUACUGUUGCUCAAGUUGCUGCUGCUUCUACCCCAGCAAUCAGUGCUGGUUCCAUGGUGAAGCCUGCUCUUACAUUGGUCUCUGCUGCCGUGGCUGGUUACUUUGUUCUCUAAGCUAACCUGUCCCCCCCCCCCCCAAACCCCUUCACGCACACCCUCUCAUAGUACCACCAACCCCCCCCUUUUUUUUUUCUUUAUUUGGAAUUCUGAAAAAAAAAAAAGAGAGAGAAGCUAAAAAAAACCCUUUUUUUUUUAUUAUUGUAAUUUAUUGAAAUAAUUCCUCUUUUUUUUAAAAAAAAAAAAAAAAAACCAUUGUAUUUUUAUAUAUAUAUAAUAUUGUUUUAAUUCUUUUUAUAAUGUAA
Mucor mucedo is the source of this 1082-nucleotide messenger RNA. RefSeq lists its product as uncharacterized. The transcript is spliced from 5 exons. Lineage: Eukaryota; Fungi; Mucoromycota; Mucoromycetes; Mucorales; Mucoraceae. The coding region runs from base 94 to 834 and encodes 246 amino acids. The record is from RefSeq and is a predicted model, not a curated record.